Messenger RNA from Psilocybe cubensis, 4851 nucleotides. RefSeq lists its product as uncharacterized. Bases 1 to 4851 code for a protein of 1616 amino acids. Gene Ontology annotation, molecular function: 1-phosphatidylinositol-3-phosphate 5-kinase activity. Gene Ontology annotation, biological process: phosphatidylinositol phosphate biosynthetic process. Gene Ontology annotation, cellular component: endosome membrane; fungal-type vacuole membrane. The record is from RefSeq and is a predicted model, not a curated record. The transcript has 9 exons. Lineage: Eukaryota; Fungi; Basidiomycota; Agaricomycetes; Agaricales; Agrocybaceae.
AUGUCCCAGCACAAACCUCUUCCAGAUCUGCCGCCAAACUAUGCAUUGUCAGUAGAAUCACGAAAUCACCGUGCAGGUCUCAUUCGACAUUUCUUGGAAGAUAUUCAUGAACCUGGAAUCGAGGCGCGUCGCGAUGGAUGGGUGUGCGUGUUUGAGGAGGCUUUGGACGAGAUGAGCGAGGAAAUAGAACGCGAAAACUGGCUGGCAGCGGUGAAGCGAGGAAAACAGUUGAAAAAGAGUCUCGGGAAACCCUCGUCAAGCUCCAAAACCAUUCGAGCGACCCCCGUCAGAGCACCACCUGAAGCAGCCAAGGAUAGUUCCAAGGAAGAUACCACUGCUGGCUCCCAGACUAGCAAAGAUGAUACCAACAUUCUAGCCUCCACAUCCACCGGACCUUCUCCUUUCCAACGCCUCUUUGACUUAAAUUCUCGCCCGCACAUACCUGCAGGAAAGCACCGUCCUGGGCAUCUACUACUCUGCUUGUCACCACAUGGAAGACGACUGCCUUUGCCAACCGAAGAUAGCGGUUUCGACGUCCUACCUGCUAACAUAGGAUGUACUUUCUCACCUGCAACGUUCACUCUGAAGAAAACCGAAACCGAGUCGGAGACCACUAUUUUGUACGGGCUAGAUGGGCUAGAACAUGAUUAUCUUGACACCCAGUUACGGUUAAUUGGAGGAACAUUUACAUUGAAGGGCGUGAAUUCCCCCAUGCAACAUAUGCUACUUUCAAAGGUCCUUCGCCUUGCGAUAUACAUUCACCUGGCUCUGAUUCUUGAGCAACGUCUUCUUCGUGACAGUGGAGUGGAAGUUAAAUUCACUCGGCCUAAACUUCCCGUACCAUCACCAUCGACACCCAGCAACCCCGCAUUGGAGAAAGGGGUCAAUCAAUGGAGGCCGACCCGUCCCAAAAUGCGGAAUAUCCCAUCGAGUUUCACGAAUUUCUUCAUGAAGAGAAGUCUGAGCCACAGGUCACAAACAAUAAAUUCCGUUGGGCGUGGGGGUUCUCUAGAUUUAACCGUGAACCUCGUUCAUGCUCCGACAGUUGAUAUUCCAGUAGAUUCAUCUCCCCGCAGAUCAACUGAUGGACAUGGAUUCAGCGGGUUGCGCCUUAAUCGGUUCUCGUUUCUAGGAGAACGUCGUUUAUCUCUGCGGAGAUCGACACAUUCCUCUACUCCAGUCGAUAGCGGGGCUAUCACGCCAUCCUUACCCUUUGUUGUUGCUUUGAAGCGUAUUGAAGAAUCCAAAGGUUUUUUGUCAACAUCCCCGGGUGUCAUACUCAACGCCCCUAAACUUCUCGUGGACUUGGCCGACAAGGAGAAUCUUAGUAUCGCUGACCUUGAGAAUCAGCCACCCAAAAGGCGACUCAAAGGCGACGAAAGACUGGCUUUGACGAGUUUGUUAGGUUGGGAUGGAAAGGACGCAGAAGGACGCGGAAUGUCUGGUAUCCUCGGUUUCGUUCGCCAACAACAAAUUUCAGUGUUAUGUUCAACCCACGUGCCUCCGGUCGCUCCCGCCAAGACUCCCGCCAAUGUUGCUCCAUCUCCAUCCUUGACGAACACGUCUGAUAUUCCCAGUCAAGGCUCCUCCACCUUUACAACGAAUAGUACGGCAUCCUCCUCAAGUGGGGCAUCUGUUGCCACAGUCUCUCCCAACAACGUCAAGACACCUCCUUUUAACCUACCUACGUCCGGUCUGUCACCUUGCGGUAAACCACACUGGAUAACAUAUCGAUAUUAUUCGAAUGGCGAUAGUACAUUGGGUGAAUGGAUCGAAGAAUUCACAAAGUCAAGUAAUUUACCUUGUGAUAGGCCGGAAUGUAAAUUUACCAGGGGACAACACGAGAUUAGAGUUAUUCAUGACGGAGUCAGGAUCACAUUCCGUUCCUCUAAGACUUCAACGGAAGCAAAGAAGGACGAAGGAGAGACCGAAGGGAAGUCGAAGGAGGAGAAGCCAGUUGGCACCCACGAUGCAAAUGAAAUUAACGACGAACAGCAUAUUAGCGUGUGGGAGACCUGUGCUGUCUGUAAUGCAAGCACUUCAAGAAAAUUAAUGGACGAUGGAACCUACUUAAUCUCAUACGCUAAAUUUCUUGAACUCAUUAUUUAUUCGCCAUCAAUACACGUUUUGACGCCUCCCCUGUGCGACCACACAAAUCCAUCGUCUGGGCCGUCGAAUUCCCUUCAUCCAUCUAGGUUCAACAUUAUCCGACAUUUCUCUACACCCCUUGGUCAAAUAUCGCUGUCGCUUUCGAAGAUCGAGGACAUCUUUGAAUUCAGGGUGCCUCGAUUGCAAAUAACCCGUGGGACUGAAAGAUCAUCCCCUACUCCCACCAGAUACGAUUCAAAACCAGAACCUGAGACAACCGUAGACAAAAAGAAAUUUCUGAGGAAAGAGAUUAAAAGAUGGUGGGAAGGAGUCGCGGACCACAUUGACAAAAUAGAGAAAGUCCUGAACUCCGAGGACGCUACUCAGAAGGCAUUGCCACGUUUGCCGUCAAUAGACGAUGAAUAUGCUGCCUUUGAUGUUACUGCUGAAGGAUCCGGGUCAGUUACCCCAAGAGCCGUUUCUCCUUUGCCUUCUUUGCCACCGACGGCCCCCAAUUCUCCGUCAAAAGAUCAUGGGCCAAAUACAUCAUACUUCACCACCCAAUCCAGUGUCAGCACGGAUACGCAGGCAUCGAAAGCGCCAACAGUGCCACCUAAAGAGGAUCCGGGGCGACUGCUUUCCACGUUGCGACAUAACUUCCAAAAGAUUGAACAAUCUCUCUACAGCCAAUUAGCGAAGACACCCGAAACAUCUUUGAAUGAUGUUAGAAGGUCUUUCAUUGCGACUGGGAAAGGCACACAGAAAAGACUCAAAGCGUGGCAGAAGAAACAUCUUUCCAGUUCGAAAGCGAAGGAAGUGGGUGAUUUGAUCGCCGAAGAGCCAGAAUGGUGGGGUAAAGGAUGUCACGCUGUCCCAGGAGGCAAUAUCAUUGUGAGAGAGGAUGAUUGGGGAAGUAUCAUUGCACACACGCUCAGUACUACCGACUAUCAGCUAGAAUUAGCGAAUCUAUCAAUAGCUCGAGCUGCUUUUGGAGCAUCGCAACCCGCUGCAACCCCCCGUACCAUCACAGAUUCUGGAACGUCGUCCUUUUUCUCUGUGGCUGCUGGUUAUAGGUUAUUCGCAUCCUCAUCGUCGAAGAACCAACCAGAUCCAGACCAGGAAGACGUUGUUUGGAAUGAACCUGAACAAUAUUCUGCUGUCAUAUCAAGGAAGGAGCAUACUCGAGAUCCAACAUCACUACUUUCAAUUAGGGAUGUUCUGAGACAAACAUCGAUCCCGGAGCAACCUAGCGGGACGACUACCCCAUCUCGAUUUGCCAGCUUGUCGAAUGCCACAGCGCAAAUCAUUACGGGCACGAAGCCAACGGCAGUCAAAGCUAAGGCGAAUGUGGGGAUAAGCAAGGAAGCAGUGGAUGGCACUAUGGAUACAUCAGAUAGUGUUGAAACAGGCAUACAGUUACUGCAGGACCUCGAAAACAGUAUCCCUUCCCCGCCUCCCUCUGUCGACUCAGAGAAACCAAGUACUGGAAUUGUGGAGACGCAUAUACGAAGGGUCAAAGACAGCUCUGUUGUUUCUGCUAAUAGUGCAGAAAGUCAGGUCACAGUUGGCAAAGACGACAUUCCUCCACCUUUGCCUCCGAAAGACGGACAGAAAACCCCAAACAGUGUAUCUUCCCCUUCUACGCCAAUUCCCGUGACCCCAGAGGCAUCUGCCAAAUCUGAAACAGUCCACCAUUCUACUGCAUCUGGAUUUGCCAGCACACUAGCCCAUGGAAUCAACUCGGCUGUACGAUAUGUUCUUCAUUCCGAAACAUUGUCACAACCUUCAACUCCUCCACCACCAUCUUCUGCGAAAAAGCAUCAUGCACUACUAGCUGAUAUCACCACUUUCGAUGAACGACCCCAUAUCAAGUAUGAUUGGACCAUUGGUAAACGACUAAAAUUCAGCUGUACGGUCUACUACGCGAAACAAUUCGAUGUUUUGAGAAAGCGAUGUGGUAUCAGUGAUGGAUUUGUUCAGAGCUUGUCAAGGAGCACGAAUUGGGCGGCUGAAGGCGGCAAGAGCAAGUCCAACUUUUGGCAGACUAGCGACAAGCGAUUCGUGAUCAAGACGCUGGUUAAUGCUUGGAAUGUUGCUGAUUUGCAAGUUCUUGUUGAUCUGGCACCUUCGUACUUCCGGUACAUGGACGCAACGGCGAGCAGGGCAACUGUCCUCGCAAAGCUCAUUGGGUUCUACACUGUCGAAAUACGAAAUCUGGAAACUGGCGCUGUUCAGUCGAAGGCCGAUCUCUUGGUGAUGGAAAACCUAUUCUUCGAUAAGAAGAUAAGCAAGACGUUCGACUUGAAAGGCAUCCAAGGAAGGAAGGUUAGGUCACAUGGAGAUACGACGAAGACACUUUUUGACGGGGAGUGGAUUGAAGGUCAACAGCGCACACUGACUUUAGUCCGUCCACAUUCCAAAUUAGUCCUUCAUGAAGCCAUCAAGCACGAUGCGGAGUUCUUAUCCAAGAGUAAUAUUAUGGACUACUCACUCCUUCUGGGAAUCGACGAGGAAAAGAAGGAGAUUGUUUGUGGGCUUGUUGACACUAUAGGCAGCUACACUUUUGCCAAAACCCUCGAAUAUAAGGCGAAGCAAGGUCUUCAAUCGGGUAAAGAAGUUACUGUCAUGCCACCGACAGAAUAUCAAGAUCGGUUUGUUAACGCCCUUGAAGGCUAUUUUGUCGCUUGUCCAGACAAAUGGUCGAAACCCCUAGACGAAUCCUUGGUAAUUCAUGAUCCUUGUCUUUUACCCAGCAUUCUAUAG